This is a messenger RNA of Eufriesea mexicana, 1425 nucleotides long. It is a transcript of the gene JMJD4, whose product is annotated as jumonji domain containing 4. The transcript has 4 exons. Gene Ontology annotation, cellular component: nucleus; cytoplasm. Gene Ontology annotation, biological process: positive regulation of translational termination; protein hydroxylation. Gene Ontology annotation, molecular function: sequence-specific DNA binding; 2-oxoglutarate-dependent dioxygenase activity. Lineage: Eukaryota; Metazoa; Arthropoda; Insecta; Hymenoptera; Apidae. The record is from RefSeq and is a predicted model, not a curated record. Bases 166 to 1425 code for a protein of 419 amino acids.
UAGUUGUAUGACAUUGUAUUCAUUUAAAAAAAGCGUAGUAAUUUUUAAAAACAACUAUACAUCACUAUCGAUUUCUAUGCUCCAAUCGAUAUCUAUACGAAUAUAUAAAUAUGAAAAAAUAUGAUGAAAUUUACUGAUUAAGUUUAAUUAAAAUAAAAGUGCGCGAUGAUACAAGAGCUCGAAAUUAAAGACAGAAGGUUAUCUGUUAACAAAAAGUCCACCAUAAUCGAUUGGAUUGAUUAUGUUGAUGCAUCGAUAACAUACGAUGAAUUUUUUUCUAAAUAUUUGAUGGAAAAUAAACCAUGUAUUUUUAAAUCAAGCAUAACAGAAAAUUGGUCGUGUAAAAGACAGUGGAAUUUGGAGAGUGCACCCGACUUUGAUGUUCUUGAUAUAUUGUUUGGAGAUUGUAUGGUACCAGUUGCAGAUUGUAACAAAAAAUAUUACAAUUCACAAUCUAAAGAUGAUAUGAAAAUGAAAGAUUAUUUAAAUUAUUGGAUGGAUUAUGCAAAAAAUAAUUAUUCAAAUUCUAUGCCACUUUUAUAUUUAAAAGAUUGGCAUUGCCCAAGAUUGUUUCCUAAUGCUCCUAUGUAUACUGUUCCUGAGUAUUUUGCAUCUGAUUGGCUAAAUGAAUAUUAUAUUGCAAAUCCUAGUUUAAAUGAUGAUUAUAGAUUUGUAUAUAUGGGACCAAAAGGAACAUGGACACCAUUGCAUUCAGAUGUAUUUGGAUCUUAUAGUUGGUCUGCUAAUAUAGUUGGAAAAAAACGUUGGUUACUCUUCCCUCCAGGUCAAGAAGAUUUUCUUAAAGAUGUACAAGGUCAAUUAAUAUAUGAUGCAACAGCUGAAGAACUUAAUGAUUACACAAAGUAUAAGGCCUAUGAUAAGCGAGCAUUAAAAUAUAUUGAUGUAAUUCAAAAAGAAGGAGAAAUUAUAUUUGUACCAUCUGGAUGGUAUCAUCAAGUUUGGAAUAUAGAGGAUACAAUCUCCCUUAAUCAUAAUUGGAUUAAUGGUUGUAAUAUUAUGGAUGUAUGGCAUGGAUUAAAAAAAGAGUUAAAUUCUGUGAUGAAAGAAAUUAAUGAUUGUAAGGAUAUGAGUAACUGGGCAGAACAGUGUCAACUAAUAUUAAAAUCGACAUAUGGAAUGGAUUAUAACUUAUUCUUUGAUUUUCUAAUGUUUAUAACUAAACAACGUUUAGACAUGGUUUUGAAUAAAGAAAACAUAAUUAGUUUUAGUAAAUAUAAACUUGGACUUAAACACUGCAUAUUUGACCUUCAUUCAAUAAAAUUAACAUUGAUAGAUUUUAUUAAUGAUAUGGAAGAAAAAUCCAUUUAUUACUUAAUUUGUGAAAAGCAACAAGCCCAUAAAUUGUUAAACAAAAUUUUAUUACUUUUGCAAUCACAUGAUUCACUUGAACAUUCAUCGACAUGA